CAACCUUUAGAUUAGGGUUCCUGGGAUCUGUCUCGCACUUACAACAGUCCAUCUCGCGUCCUGCUUACGCCCCUUUUCCAGCGUCCUCUGUCGCUGCGUGCCUGCUCGCCCUUUGGCUCCUCCACCCUUCGUAGUCUAGCUUCACCUCUCCCUCCACAAUGUCUGGAAAGAAGAAAGUCAGAGCCGAGAAGGAAGAGAAUGUCACCCUUGGUCCAUCCGUGAGGGAUGGGGAGCACGUCUUCGGCGUGGCCCACAUCUUCGCCUCUUUCAAUGACACCUUCGUGCAUGUGACUGAUCUUUCAGGGAAGGAGACUAUUGCUCGUGUCACUGGUGGUAUGAAGGUUAAAGCAGAUAGAGAUGAAGCGUCACCUUACGCGGCUAUGCUUGCUGCUCAGGAUGUCGCUCAGCGGUGCAAGGAGUUGGGAAUCACCGCCUUGCAUAUUAAACUCCGUGCUACCGGAGGAAACAAGACAAAGACUCCCGGACCUGGAGCCCAGUCUGCACUUCGAGCCCUGGCCCGUUCUAACAUGAGGAUUGGACGCAUUGAGGAUGUAACCCCAAUCCCAACUGACAGCACCAGGAGGAAGGGAGGACGCAGGGGACGUCGUCUCUAGAUCCUUUAUUAUCUGCUGCAUUGGGCGGUCUACUGGGCAUUUAUGUUUUAUCUUUCCUAUGGAUUCUAAUUAGGAAAGAUCGGCAUACUGCUUUGAUCCAGUUUUGAUGUGUUCUUAAUUACUGCAACAUCGACAGAAAAUUUGAUUCAAGGAGUA
Messenger RNA from Physcomitrium patens, 770 nucleotides. Its product is annotated as small ribosomal subunit protein uS11y. The record is from RefSeq and is a predicted model, not a curated record. Gene Ontology annotation, cellular component: ribosome. NCBI's taxonomy places the organism in Eukaryota, Viridiplantae, Streptophyta, Bryopsida, Funariales, Funariaceae. Gene Ontology annotation, molecular function: structural constituent of ribosome. Gene Ontology annotation, biological process: translation.